This is a messenger RNA of Dreissena polymorpha, 1011 nucleotides long. RefSeq lists its product as uncharacterized. The record is from RefSeq and is a predicted model, not a curated record. NCBI's taxonomy places the organism in Eukaryota, Metazoa, Mollusca, Bivalvia, Myida, Dreissenidae. The transcript is spliced from 3 exons. The coding region runs from base 126 to 890 and encodes 254 amino acids.
CAGACUGUGUGCAGAUCAGCGACGAAAUAAAGUGUAAUUAGGUCAGGCUGCUUAUCAUCUUUUAUAAGCUCAUGCGAGGCCGAAAUUAAUUAAUUUCUACCAACGCGCCGAAGCACAUCAACAACAUGCAUUGUAUGCGCAUAUCUAGAUUGAUUGUAUUGUUCCUGCUGGUGAGAUGGAGCAGCGGUACUAAGGACAAGAGACUGGUGCUGCACAGUGAUGAAGACACGGCGGCUGCCAUCCAGGCAUUGACUGCAAGGAUUGAACAGUUGGUAGCUCAAAACAAUCGACAUGAAUCAGAAAUACAAGCGCUGAAAUCAGGAUCUGUUGACGGUUCUGUGUACACAAGAUGGGGCCGAACAUCAUGCCCGCAAAACGGAUCAGAACUUAUUUACGCUGGAUAUAUUGGUGGAAACGGGUACAACACGAAUGGGGCUGCCGAUUACAUUUGCUUGAGCGGUGAUCCACUAUGGGGCGUAUAUGACGAUUCUGCUCACCCAUAUGCUUUGAAAAUACAUGGGACGGAGUAUCAAUUUGCUCAACAGUUCAGUAAUGGUGGAGCACAGUUCUUUGGCCAAAAUCUCCAGGACCACGACGCCCCGUGUGCUGUCUGCAGAUCCAGCCGCACAACAAAUGUGAUGAUUCCCGGCAGGAACCAGUGUUACCCUGGCUGGACGAUGGAAUACUGGGGAUACCUUGUUUCUGGUUAUUAUACUCACUCAUCGCCAACAAAUUACGCCUGCUUAGACGCCAAUGCUGAGUGGGAAGUUGGUGAUGGUGAUGACAGGGACGGUAAAUUGAUGUAUUUGGUAGAGGCUGCAUGCGGUUCACUUAAGUGUCCACCCUACGUUGAAAAGCGAGAGAUCACAUGUGUCGUCUGCUCAAAAUAAUCCAUCAUGUUUAUAUUAUCUUCUAGGACGGUUAUGGGAAAUCAGUUCUUGACUUAAUUAUCAUGGUAAUUUGUACAUCUUUUUUAUUUCGUUAUUGCAAUAAAUAACAAAGUUUAUUUAA